CGCUCCCGCCGGCGUCGAGGGCGUGGCGGCAAGGCUGCGGGCGCCCGGCGCCGCUCGGACUCUGCCCUCUGCCCCCGGCCCCGGCCCCCCGAGGCCCCCUCUCGCCGCCCCCGCGUGGCCCCGUCGUGCCGCCAGGCCUCGCCCUUUCCUCGCCUCCUUGCUUCCGUCCUGCAGCGGCGGGGCGCUCAGCGAUUUCUCCCCACCGUCGGUGACCUCUUGCAAAGCCGACAGGCCUAACCUGUCCCGGAAGGCAGGAGAGGUGCAGUCGGCCAAGCAGGGGCGGCCGGAAGCCCUCCAGCCGCGCUGGAUCACGUGACCUUUGUGCAUGUUGAUCUUCUUCCUGCCUUUGUUGGCUUCACCUCCAAGGCACCUCAUACUGUUCCUGCUGAAACUGUUCACCCUGUAACUGCUAGACAUCCUAGAACUUUAAAGACGGAACAGACCUGAUUUGAGGGGAUAAUGCUAAGGGACACUAUGAAAUCUUGGAAUGAUAGCCAGUCAGAUCUCUGUAGCAGUGACCAAGAAGAAGAAGAAGAGAUGAUUUUUGGUGAGAAUGAAGAUGAUUUGGAGGAGAUGAUGGAUUUAAGCGAUUUGCCUACCUCCCUUUUUGCUUGCAGUGUUCACGAAGCAGUGUUCGAGGUGCAAGAGCAGAAGGAGAGAUUUGAAGCACUUUUUACCAUCUAUGAUGACCAAGUUACAUUUCAGUUGUUUAAAAGCUUUAGAAGAGUCAGAAUAAAUUUCAGCAAACCCGAAGCAGCAGCAAGAGCUCGAAUAGAACUACAUGAAACAGACUUCAACGGGAAGAAACUGAAGCUGUAUUUUGCACAGGUGCAGAUGUCCAGUGAAGCCCGGGACAAAUCGUAUUUACUGCCGCCACAGCCUGUCAAGCAGUUCCUCAUCUCCCCGCCAGCAUCUCCCCCGGUGGGGUGGAAGCAGAGUGAGGAUGCGGUGCCUGUUAUAAAUUAUGAUCUCCUCUGUGCUGUUUCCAAAUUGGGACCAGGAGAGAAAUACGAGCUUCAUGCGGGAACCGAGUCGACCCCGAGCGUGGUGGUUCAUGUCUGCGAAAGCGAAACGGAGGAGGAAGAAGAAACCAAAAGCCCCAAACAGAAAAUUACCCAGACACGGCGCCCCGAGCCUCCUACCGCGGCCCUGAGUGAGCCUCAGACCUUCGACUGUGCGCCGUGAGGCCGUGGGUUGUGGCCAGGUCCCAGUGACGUGCCCCCAUGGCGGGUGCGUGGCUGCUCAUAGCGUAGGGGAGACUGAGGCAGGGGAUGUGGUGUCUUCUCACCAUGCCUGUACUGCAGACGUGCUAGUGUGGAGUAGCAGCUGAUUUCACCUGUUCAGAAGUUUAAGUGAGAUUCCAAACAGCACUUUAAAUGAAGGGAGUAGUCCCCAAGAUGUGGCAACUCUUGACCAUUUUAAACAAGUAAAUUAGGAAAAUGGCUCCCCCCCCCCCCCCCCCGCAAUGUUAGUUCCCCUGUUUUCUUUCUGUAUAGCAUGGGGUACCAAAUACUGGAACUGUAGUCACCCAGUGCAGUACCAUUUUUAUGAAUUUAAAAUUGGUCUUAAAAUUUUAAUAAUCUAGUGUGGAUAUUUUUGUACUUGUGUAAUAGCUUCUAACAUAUUGAUCAAAAGUUAGUUGUUACUCAGUAUAUAUGAAAUUUUUUGCACGAAAAGAAACCUAAAAUACAGAAGGAUUCAUAGAAAUCAUUUUCCCAAGUAUUUUUCCAUUAGCUUUGGGAAAGAAAUGCCAAAUCCACUGGCACCAAUGUGCAUGUUUGUCCCUGUGGCUCUUACUUGGAAGUCGGGGGAGAGUGAUGCACAGACCACUGGUCCUGAUGCGUCAUCCCUGCGGAGGUGGGCUGCCCAGAGUGAACUGCUGCUUUGGAAGUGGGACAUAUCACCAGGAAGCUUCACUGAUUAUGAUUUCAGGGGUCUCCUGCAUUCUGCCACUUGUGACCAUGUUUUUGCCUGUAGAGGACCAAACUGUCUUCACUCACCAGUUGUUUAUCCCAUUUCCUGUUUCAAUAUUGUGUUAACCAUUAGUUCUUGUGUUUUUCUAUGCUGUGUGUAUGUUUGUGGAUGUCAUUCAUAGAUGCUCAGUUAGAAAGAUAAUAAGAUUUUCUGAGGACCAUUUUUAAAAUGUCCACUUAAACAUUUUUCCGCUUGCUUUGAAAGAAAAAUCGCACAUACUAUUUUGCUAUGCAUUUGGAAACGAGGGGGGAAGUCAUUUAGUCAUACGUUUUUUUUUUUUUUUUUUGAUGAAAUUUUUGACCUUGGCUUGCAGUUGGGAUUUUUCCCUAAAACAGAAUUGUUUCUCACUUAUGUUUUAGAAUGUAUAUUCAACCCCCCUACAGUAGAAGCAGCGUCUUUUUAACUCUUGGUGGUCUAUUCAGACUUUGAAGUCCCUUUUAUAGAAAAGUCUCAUAACUAAGAAUUCUUUUGCUUUUGAUUCUCUUCUCAUUAUGCUAUUUUCUUUGGGUGGCAAAUGUCCAGAGCUCCCUGGCAUGUAUGUUAAGGGGUUGCAUAUAUGAGUUAGAACUGAUAAACUAAUGUGGCUGCCACUGCAAAGAAAAGGCAGAAAGUCAAGCCAUGAUGUCAGUAAAUUUAACGUGUUAUUGUGGUUGAGUUCUUAUUGUGAUAGCAUUUAUUUCUGAGGGCUUAUAUUGCACAAAAAAAUUAUAUUUUCCUUGCACUCAAAUACUCUGAGGUGAUAAACUCUAUUUGUAUAUAUCCACUAUUGUAAGCCACAGUGUAAAUUGAGUUGAAAUUUGCAAUCCCAUAAGCAAUUAACUUACUGAGUUCAGAUCAUCAUUUGUCAGUUUAACUACUGGCCACUUAAAUACAUUUACUUUGCAGUUCUGCACUCAGCAUUUUGCUCAUUUUGAUUGCAGGAUAGACCCCAUUUUCUAUGUCAGAAAAUGUAUGUAUUUUCAAUAAUUGGGAAUUUUUUGAAUUUUCUUGUAGGUAAUAUUUACUCACUAUAAUUUUCUAAGUGAUAUAAGCCCAUGAUGUUUUGUUAUUUGGCUUGGCUUUCAUUCUCUACCGGCCAAUUAAGAAAUAUCCUAUUCCUAACACGUAAAACUUUUUUUAAAAAGUCAACCCAUGGGCCGACCCCAUGGCGCACUCAGGAGAGUGCGGCGCUGGGAGUGCAGUGACGCUCCCGCCGCGGGUUCGGAUCCUAUAUAGGAAGGGCCGGUGCGCUCACUGGCUGAGUGCCGGUCACGAAAAAGACAAAAAAAAAAAAAAAAAAGUCAAUCCAUGCAAAUUACCCAGGGUUUUUUCUAUUCCUUUUUUUUUGGUGGGGAGCGGGGGUGGUGCAGAGUAUUGAAUAAAUUGAAGAAAACUUUGAACCUAAAUUUUAUUUAUAUAUAUUUACUUAUGUGUGUGUACAUAUAUACAUUUAUACAUGUGUGUGUAUAUAGAUACAUACACAUAUAUAUGAAUGUCUGUAGAGAGUCAUAUAAACUUUUCUGAUUGGAGAACAUUAAUAUUUUCAUUUUUCCUAGUACAUUAUUUUCAUAAGGUGAAUUCUAAAAGAAAAACUAGUAAAUGCCCAUCAACUUUUAAUAUUGUGAAAUCAGCAAGGAUCUCAACCAGUAAUAUGGUCUCUGUCCUUUUGUGGCUAUUUUAUAUCCAGUUCAUGUAACCAUUUUACAAGAGAUGAGUCUCAUGUAUCUUUUUAAAGUUCUUUUAAUAAAUUUACCUGCAUUUAAAAAAUUUUUUGAAAUCGAGUUACUACUUAGAUUUAACUCUUUUAGUAUAGUAGCCAUGUUUUUUUAGAAAUCAUAACCUCUUCAUGGGAAUCAAAUUACGUAGAAAACUGUGAGGAAAGAUAGUGUUGCUUCCUGUCAUAGGAAGACUUGUGAAGGAUAUGAAGACCGAAUUACUUAACAAAGAUCGUAGAUUCUUUAAACAUCCCCACCCGAUAAAACCAGAGAUAAAUUAAAAAGUGUAGUAGGGAGCCUCUACUAGGUUUAAGGUGCUAAGAGGCAGAAAUGGGCAGGAACAGUUCCCUUGCCUUGGAGAGCUGAAAAACAGGAACACAGCACACUAUGCUUUUCACAUUCUGCUUCUUCAGAAUUUACAUGAAACCUGUCAAUAAUUAAGAGCCAAAUCAAAGCUACAAGGAACUUUUAAGUUCAACAUAAAGGUUUAAGUAGAACAUCGCAGUCAUCCAUGGGAUGUUUGAAUUGAAGAGAUACCAGGAGAUAAAGGUCAGGUCCAGUACUUCCAUUUUUUUAAGAAUACGGUCUUUGUUUCCCAUUCCCAUUAAUUCCAUCUUUUAAAACUGUUAUGAUUAUAAAGUAAAAAGAUUUGGUUUUCUUAGAAUGUCAGUUACAGAGCUGAAGGUCACUUUGGAAAUCAUACAAUGUAAUCCUUGUGUUACAUAGAUGAGAAAACUGAGGUUAUGGGACGUGCUUAGGAGACCACAGCGAGGCAGCCCAGGGACUAGAACUGACAUUCCCAACUCGGGCCGGUGCUUUUUCUACUUUUUCUUGCAUUGGCCUCUUAAAGAGGCAGUGACUAGUAAUACCUAUCAUAGGAAAAAAAGUGGGCUGGGGAAGGAAUUCUUUUUCCUCUGAUGGGAUACAGUGAAUAAGAAAUGAAUAAGAAAAAUCUUAUCUGAUGAGAAAGGUGACUUAGUAAUUUUAGUUAAUAAAUCUGAUGUUCCAUGUUUUGUGUUUUUGUUUUCCUUGAACCAUUGGGUUGGAAUCCACUUAAAUAAUGUCAUCUUGGUAGCCAGCAAUUAUGUUGGCAUUUUAUAUGGGCUUUUCUAGAUUUUCAUAUUAAUGAAAUUUAAAUACAUAUAAAUAGUCGUACUUAAUGAUGUGACUCUAAUGAAGCAGAAUGAGAUCUAAUAUGAUUUGGGAAUGGGACAUUUUGCGGUAGAAUGACACCCUCAGUCCUUGUAAAGUUGAGUCCUAUUCAAAAUCAAAGACUGACCUGUGUGUCAUGUUUUUAUGUAGACUCUUACAGACCAUGGAUUUAUUUUGAAGGAAAAAUCUCAAACAUAAUUAAUAGAAAAUGUACUACAUUAUGUGGUAUGUCAGGUUCACUGUGCACUGGAUUUCUCUCUUUUCUCCAGAGUUGUGAGAAAAUACCUAUUGUACAGGUGAACUUGGUCCAUCUUUCCUUCUUCCUCUCCAUGUGCUUCUCUUCUGCACACUCGCAUUUACAUUUUCCUGUAUUAAAGGAAACAAAUUACUUAUAGUAUGACAAUAUAAAGGAACAAAAGAGUUAGGGAAAUAGUUGCCUCCUAGCUGGGGCUGUAAGUCAAUGUUAUAGAAACACACUCUCUUAAAAGUUAAAUAAAUUUAAAGAAUAAGAUUUAUGAACCUUGUCCAACAAUUUGAUAAAUACUCAUUUGUUUUUUUAAACUCCCCUUGGAGUAUAGGUCAUCUAGAACAUCAUCAUCAGAAUGCCAUUGUUUUCUUUAAUUAUGAAUCAGGGGAAAAUGUGAAUAAUUUGGAGAGUGUCAUUAUUAUCAAAUGUAUAAGCAACAAGGCAACUGAAAGCAACAACAACCACUAGGUUCACUAAACCCAAAAGAUUACAAAAAUUGUCAUAUUCAAAGUAAAGUUUCUGGCCAAAGUUAAGAAGAACUAGCCUUGGACUGGGUCAAAAUGUCUCUCUCCAUUUCUAUAAAAGUUUAAAGACCUUUUACCAAAUUAGACAUAUGGUCUAUCUGACAAACCUACAUUAAUUCCUUUUGAAACAAAGUCAUAUCCUGUAAACUCUUGGAACUCCUGCAUGGCUUUGACUGGAUUGUUCAUUCUUGUUGUCAUGGAAGACUUAUAUCCAUGCAGAGAAUGUGUGUUUUGCUGUAUUGUUUUCAGUCUAGCACUCAAUCUUUCUAACUCCCACUGGGGACUGAAGAGAGAGAAAGGUGGCUAAUCCCAUAAGUGUGCCAUAUCCUCCCACCGCUUCUCAAUCCGAAGUGAGCAUUGAUUUACGUUAUUGUGCAUACCCUCCAUGUUUGAGAAAACUUUCAUUUCACUUAGAUCUUAAUGGUACCCAGGAGUUGGAUUUAUUAUCUUACGUGAACGUGUUUGUGAUCCUCUGUUACAUUUUGGGGCACGUUACCUUUCUGGUACUAUAAGCUGUAGCGAAUACUCAUUGUACGUCUAAAACAACUGGUCAGUAAUUUAUGUACAUGUAUUCCAUGUUUUAGUGUGCUUGAAGUGACAAUCCAGUUUGUAGUAGUUUGUUAAUUGUCUACUUUAACUCUCCUGUGUUUUGAGGACAUUUAAAUAUUCCUUGUCCUACCAAGGUGACAAAAGCAGAAUGUAAUGUGAUUACUUGU
Molecule: messenger RNA, 6307 nt
Organism: Cynocephalus volans (Philippine flying lemur)
Lineage: Eukaryota; Metazoa; Chordata; Mammalia; Dermoptera; Cynocephalidae
Gene: RCAN3
Product: RCAN family member 3
Exons: 7
Coding region: 460-1185 (241 amino acids)
Biological process (GO): calcium-mediated signaling
Cellular component (GO): cytoplasm; nucleus
Molecular function (GO): nucleic acid binding; calcium-dependent protein serine/threonine phosphatase regulator activity
Source: RefSeq, a predicted model, not a curated record